UCUUUUUGUCGAUCAUUUCAAUUGUGGAUUUUAAUUUUUCUUUUUCUUCUGAUUGUUGAUCGUUGAUUAAUUGUUGCACUUUUAAUUUUCGUUCUUUUAUCAUGUUGAUAGUUUUUCUUGCUCUUCUAUCAAUCUAUCAAGUUCUCCAGGUUUCAAUGAACACUGAUACUUGUAAUGAACAUGUUUGUGCCUCGAUUGUUAGUAAAUGUAUGUUAACCCAAUCAUGUAAAUGUGAUACAUUAAAUAAUUUAACUUGUUCAAAAGAUUGUUCAACAUGUUUGGAUUAUCUUUAUUCUGAAUGCUGUAGUUGCCUUGAAAUGUGUCCACCUCAAAAUUCAACGUAUAGCAUCUUGAGUACCAAAAGUCAUUUUGAAGCUCUUGACUCUCAAUCAGCUGAGCUUUUCACUGCUCUAACCAGAGAUGAAGAUCCUCUUGAACGUUGGGUUGCUUUCACUUUUCCAACACGAAAAAGUUUUAUCGUUCCCAGUGAAUCACAGGCAAAAGAAAUCGUUUCGGAUCCAAAAGUAAAAGUUACCAUGAAAACUGAUGGUCAAGAUACAGAAGAAGAUAUUCAGGCUAAUUGUACAGUCGCUUACUUAUCACAUUGUUUGUCUUGGAAUAAGUGUAAAUCAUCUUGUAGUUCAAUGGGUGCAAUUUCUUACCGAUGGUUUCAUGAUGGUUGCUGUGAAUGCGUUGGACCUUAUUGUAUUGAUUUCGGACUUGAUGAGUCCAAAUGUCUUCAUUGUCCGUUGAUUGGCAACAAGAAUGACGAACCAUCCGAAACAGCACCAAAUUCAGUUGUCAGUAGCUAAUGACUUGUAGAAAAGAAAAUGUAAAUACAACAAUUAUCUAAUCACAUGUGAAACCCAUGGAAAUGUACGAAUAAUGUACAAUAAUUUAUCUUUUUAUUCAACGAAAGGCCAAGCAACACAAAAAGACUAAGGAUUGUGAUUAAUUUACAGAGAAAUAGAGAGAUUGGAAUAUAAUCUCUCGCCAUUCAUAUCCCUCUCACUCAUUGAGCUCAAUGUAAAUAAGCCGAAAACAAAAAGUAAAUGUGUAACAUUUAAAACACCCACCAGUCAAAUAAACAAUAUACUUAAUUGUUAUAAUCCUAAA
Panonychus citri (citrus red mite) is the source of this 1116-nucleotide messenger RNA. Its product is annotated as protein twisted gastrulation-like. The record is from RefSeq and is a predicted model, not a curated record. Bases 102 to 812 code for a protein of 236 amino acids. Lineage: Eukaryota; Metazoa; Arthropoda; Arachnida; Trombidiformes; Tetranychidae. Gene Ontology annotation, biological process: regulation of BMP signaling pathway. The transcript is spliced from 3 exons.